AUGCCCAUCUGGGAGAGAAAGUUGCGUAAAAAGUCAUCCACGGCCUCAGGUGGAUGUGUGGUGGACGUGCUGGUUGCGCUCAUUGUUUCACUCGACACUGUCAGCCGGAGAAAGUUUGACGUUGCUAUGGUGACGCUUCCAACGCGAGAUUUCACGAGUUCUCGUUUGCCCCAGCACUCCAUCCGUCAUCAAACAAUCAUGGCGGACUACCAAGAGGCGCCCUUGGCUACUCGGCCAAAAACACUGGACCCAAAUGAGUAUUUCAACGUCUCGCCGGAGCAGCGACGUGCCGAAGAAGACAGGGCAGCACUACGAGCGAAUCUAAAGAGGCAGUAUCAGACGCAACUCAAUAACCCGCACAGACAAGAGCUCAUUGAAGACCCUGCCCUGACACGCUGGGUGUUUGCUCGCGCCAACCCCUACACAACCUUCAAGCCUACAUUCAAGACGUCGCUGUUGGGUGCACUGUUUGGAGUUGUGCCUCUCUUCACCCUUUAUUACGUCUUCAAGACAGACAGGGAUAGGAAGGAGGAGAAGAUUAAGGCUGGAACCCUUGAGCGCAAGUUCAGUUUGGCAUCAUGAGCUCCUCCUGUAUGUUCUAGUGAUGUCAGUGUGUGUAAUUAAUAUUAACCGAAUAAAAUUAUAUUGUCAAAAACA
Molecule: messenger RNA, 657 nt
Organism: Plectropomus leopardus (leopard coralgrouper)
Lineage: Eukaryota; Metazoa; Chordata; Actinopteri; Perciformes; Serranidae
Gene: ndufb4
Product: NADH:ubiquinone oxidoreductase subunit B4
Cellular component (GO): mitochondrion; respiratory chain complex I
Source: RefSeq, a predicted model, not a curated record